Messenger RNA from Eptesicus fuscus (big brown bat), 333 nucleotides. RefSeq names its product 60S ribosomal protein L36-like. Gene Ontology annotation, biological process: cytoplasmic translation. Gene Ontology annotation, cellular component: ribosome; cytosolic large ribosomal subunit. Gene Ontology annotation, molecular function: structural constituent of ribosome. Bases 37 to 333 code for a protein of 98 amino acids. The transcript has a single exon. The record is from RefSeq and is a predicted model, not a curated record. Lineage: Eukaryota; Metazoa; Chordata; Mammalia; Chiroptera; Vespertilionidae.
CCAUUGAGGAGCAGCAGCCAUGGCUCUGCGCACCCCAUGGCCAUGGGCCUCAACAAGGGCCACAAGGUGACCAAGAACGUGUGCAAGCCGAGGCACAGCCACCGCCGCGGGCGCCUCACCAAGCACACCGAAUUCGUGCGGGACAUGAUCCAAGAGGUGUGUGGCUUUGCCCCCUAUGAGUGGCGAGCCAUGGAGCUGCUCAAGGUCUCUAAGGACAAGAGGGCCCUGAAAUUCAUCAAGAAAAGGGUGGGGAUAUACAUCGGCACCAAGAGGAAGAGAGAGGAGCUGAGCAAUGUCCUUGCAGCCAGGAGGAAGGCAGCAGCCAAGGACUGA